Messenger RNA from Xenopus tropicalis (tropical clawed frog), 2127 nucleotides. RefSeq names its product glycerate kinase (gene glyctk). Gene Ontology annotation, molecular function: glycerate kinase activity. The record is from RefSeq and is marked validated. NCBI's taxonomy places the organism in Eukaryota, Metazoa, Chordata, Amphibia, Anura, Pipidae.
GGUUCGCCCAAUCAGUCAGUAAAAGAGUAUAUUUGGUACGGAUGGCCAACGUUUUGCAGUUUCUGCCCAUCAAAGCUGCUCUGUCCACCAAGAUAAGCAUUUCCUCGAGGAGGAUGAUGUCUUUGCAGACAGAUGCCAAACAAAUAUUUUGGAAAGCAGUUUCUGCUGUUCUGCCACCCAACAUGUUAGGGCGAAAUGUAGCAGUGAAGGAUAAUGGUGAUGCCUCUGUUCUGCAGUGUGGGGGCAAAGAGUUGCCUUUGCACAACAACCUCUACUUGGUAGGAUUUGGAAAAGCCGUACUUGGAAUGGCAGCAGCAGUGGAGAAAAUAGUUGGAAAGCAUCUGCUUCGGGGGGUAAUUAGUAUACCGAGAGGGAUGGAAGAGACUCUUAAACAAGCUGGAAAGAGGGAAAUGCUCCUGUCUCCAGACUCACGGAUCCGGGUGAUGGAAGGUGCAGAACACAACAUGCCAGACAAAGCAGCACUGGAGGCAGCUAGAGAAAUACAGAGCCUUGCAGAGAAACUGACAGAGCAAGAUAUACUGCUUGUGCUGAUCUCAGGUGGAUGAAAGACAACUAUAAACAAUACAACUAUAUUAUACUAUAUUGUAUAAAGGAUAUCAUAAUGUGACAGCUAGCAAGCAAAGGGUGUCAGAAAGCUAUCACUUGGCAUAUAUGGAAAAGAAAAGAAUAAAACUGAAGCAGUUCAGUAGAUGUGGGAUUUCUUACAAAAAAUAUGUGUACCAGAUUGCACCGUGCAGAAGCCAUAGCAACCAAUCAAUUCAUGGAAUAAAAAUACUUACUGGUUGCCAUCGAUACUGUUAAGCAUGUGCAUCUAAUUUUAUGUUUCUUGAACUGUUUCUAAAUGCUGUGACCUAUUUAUAUUCUUUUGUCUCUCUUCCUCUUAGGGGGAGGCUCAGCACUUUUGCCUGCACCAGUUCCUCCUCUUUCCUUACAGGAUAAGCAAAUGAUAACAAAACAGCUGGCUAUGAAGGGAGCGACCAUACAUGAAUUAAACACUCUGCGUAGGGCUCUGUCACACCUAAAAGGUGGAGGGCUUGCCAACAUAGCAUACCCGGCUCAGGUGCUCAGCUUGAUUCUGUCUGAUGUGAUAGGAGAUGACCUUGAUAUCAUAGCAAGUGGCCCCACGGUUCACUGCACACACAAUAAGCAAGAAUGCCUACAGAUACUGAGCAACUUCAACCUAACAAAGUCUGUGCCAGUGGCAGUGGAGCGUGCAUUGCUCGCUAUGCCACAGGAACAACUAAGCACAGAUUUCAGCCAUGUUCAUAAUAUUCUCAUUGGUUCCAACCUCAUUGCACUGCAAGAAGCCAAGGAGAAAUCCACUGAACUGGGUUAUCAUACACUACUCAUGUCUACUGCUGUUAAUGGUGAUGUAAAAAAAGUAGGGUACUUUUAUGGAUGCCUUGCUCAGGUCAUUUGCGCCAUACUGACACAUAACCCCAAGGAAGCACUGUGGGAACAAGAGCUUUUAGCUGUGGCCAGUGAUCUUUCUAUUCCUGACUUAAAUAUUGCAGAGAAGUUAGAGGCAUUAAGAGAAUCUAGAAAUGUACAGUCAAUUUGUAUCCUGUGUGGAGGGGAGACAACAGUGCUUGUACAGGGAAAAGGGAAAGGAGGUAGAAACCAGGAACUUGCUCUGAGAGUGGCACAAGAAUGGCACAAGUCUCCCUUUUGUUUAAGUGACUGUGAGGUUUUGUUUUUAAGUGGUGGCACAGAUGGGCAAGAUGGACCCACAGAAGCAGCUGGAGCUUAUGCUUACCCAGCACUGGUGAGGCAUGCUCAGGAGAGCGGACUCGAUGCUGAAAGCUUUUUAACAUGCAGUGAUUCUCACACUUUCUUUUCUCAGUUUCAAGAUGGCACAUAUCUUCUCAAUACUGGUUUGACUGGGACAAAUGUUAUGGAUGUGCAAGUGCUUUUGAUAAGGCGAGCAACAGAUGGACAAUGAUAUCAGCCCUGCCUGGAAUACAUAUUUCAAAUAAGAAUCAACAGAAUAUGGAACACAUUGAAUUUUAAAAUUCUGAUGUCUUACUAUGGGCUUCAUCAUAAUUAUUCUGUAAUCAUAUGUAAAUAUACCUUAAUAAACUGUGUAUAGUGUCUUCUAUAAUAAAA